This is a messenger RNA of Neoarius graeffei (lesser salmon catfish), 846 nucleotides long. RefSeq lists its product as uncharacterized. The coding region runs from base 4 to 846 and encodes 280 amino acids. The transcript is spliced from 4 exons. NCBI's taxonomy places the organism in Eukaryota, Metazoa, Chordata, Actinopteri, Siluriformes, Ariidae. The record is from RefSeq and is a predicted model, not a curated record.
AGAAUGAAGGACUCUGUUCAAGCACCCACUUCCAUGCGCACCUACGGCAGUGUUCUGCAGGAGGCCGUGGAUCGGCUCAGCCAAGCCGUUCUGGGAAAACGUUGGGAUGAGCAGUACCGCAGUCCUGGAGUCUACACAGGUGAAUUGUUGGCCAUGGAGUACCUGUACAGCCAGACUGGCAUAUCACUUACUCCAACGCUCCACAACCAAGAGGAGGAGGACCAGCUGGUGGAGGACAUUGAUGACGAGGACAUUGAGGAUGAAGGCUUUGAGGAGGAGACAGAGGACAUCACAGUUCCUGUGCUGACUGACGAUGACCAUGACAUUGAAAGGAGGCCCUCAACCACAAGGCGUCGGGCACCUUCACCACCACCUCUACCAGAACUGCCGUCCACGUCCACGGGUGGAGGUCAGCGUCCAGUUGCUGCUGCCGCCGUUCCGUCCAUGUCGGGUCAAGGACUGCACCCUGCUGCUACUGCUGCUGCCACCACUUCAGGGGCUCAGGGCGUCGUCGUUGGACCAGAUGGCAUUCCUGGGUGGGACAAAGUGCAAGAGCUGGCUGCUUACCUGGUGGACCUGCGAGAUGCCACCUACCUCACUGAGCCACAGGUGACCGAGGUCAUCCAGCUGUGGGCGGCACUCCCAGACAGCGACAAGGAGAGGAUCGACUACCAGCCACGUCGCCAGGAGCGGCUGUCGUCUGGUCGAUUCAAGGCACCGAAGCGGUCUGGAGUCACACCGGGUGUGGAGAGCGUCAAGCGCAGCUUGAUAGGUCACCCUGGGGGGCCGGCUCAGUGGCCUGGUGGACCAGAAUUCUGGAUGAUUACCACCACAUCCGUGACUUGA